Pecten maximus is the source of this 3553-nucleotide messenger RNA. RefSeq names its product U11/U12 small nuclear ribonucleoprotein 35 kDa protein-like. Gene Ontology annotation, biological process: mRNA splicing, via spliceosome. The transcript has 2 exons. Bases 116 to 1018 code for a protein of 300 amino acids. The record is from RefSeq and is a predicted model, not a curated record. Gene Ontology annotation, molecular function: mRNA binding; snRNA binding. Lineage: Eukaryota; Metazoa; Mollusca; Bivalvia; Pectinida; Pectinidae. Gene Ontology annotation, cellular component: U12-type spliceosomal complex; precatalytic spliceosome.
CGACAACAUACUUCCGGUUUCACUUUUGGUAAAAAUAUCAAUCGUCUGCUUAGAGGAUUGCGCCUAAUUAGAACCGUGAUUGCAUUCAUUUGGUGCCAAAAUAUACAGAGUGAAGAUGGAGUGUGACACUUGGUCACCUAUUGCAUUAACAUACAAUCCUCUCGCAGCAGGCAGCAUUGAUACCACUGAUAAGGAUCCUCAUGAUCGUGGCAUUGUCAGGGCCAUGAAUGCCAAAUACCGACCCAACAAAGAUGUUGUAGGCAAUCCAGAAAAUACUGUGUUUAUUGCUAGACUUAAUCCAAAGACUACAGAGGAUACUAUUGAAUCAAAAUUUUCAAAGUAUGGAGACAUUGAAAGACUCCGAUUAGUGAGAGAUUUGGUAACAGGAUUUUCAAGGUGUUAUGCUUUUGUGGAAUAUCAAAACGAAAAGUCAGCUUACAGGGCUUCUAAAGAGGCUGAUAAAAUUGAACUUGAUGGUUGUGAAAUUUUUGUAGACAUUGAAUGUGAGAGAAAAUUGAAAGGAUGGAUACCAAGACGUCUAGGUGGUGGACUAGGUGGAAAAAAGGAAUCAGGUCAGCUGAGGUUUGGUGGCAAGGAUAGGCCUUUCCGAAGACCUCUGGAUUUGAAAAUGAGAUUAAGAACUGAACAUUAUGGCAGAGAUAGAACAAGAUUCCAGGAGGAUUUUCGUUCAAGAUCUGAAUAUAGACAUGAUGGAAGACGACAUGACAGGUUUGAGAAAGAAUCUUCAGACAGGUUUUCAUCUGGAAAGCACCAGGAAGAUAGAGAAAGACAAAGUGGCAGAGAAUAUAGUGAUUCAUCUGGCAGAUCUAGGGAAGAUAGAGAUAGAUCUGUGGCGGGGCGGUCUAGGGAGGACAAAGAUAGCUUUAGGUACAGACACAGUGAGAGAGAUUACUCUAGGGACAGGUCUCCUACAUCAUCUAAAGAUAGGUAUAAAGACCAGCGAGAUCACCAACGAUCACGUCACAGGAGGAGUAGGUCAAGGAGUAGAGAUAGAUAACUGAUGAUAAUACUGAUCAUGUCACAGGAGGAGUAGGUCAGGGAGAUAGAUAACUGAUGGUAAUACUGAUCACGUCACAUGAGGAGUAGGUCAGGGAGAUAGAUAACUGAUGAUAAUACUGAUCACGUCACAGGAGGAGUAGGUCAGGAAGAUAGAUAACUGAUGAUAUUACUGAUCAUGUCACAGGAGGAGUAGGUCAGGGAGAUAGAUAACUGAUGAUAAUACUGAUCACGUCACAGGAGGGGUAGGUCAGGGAGAUAGAUAACUGAUGAUAAUACUGAUCACGUCACAGGAGGAGUAGGUCAGGGAGAUAGAUAACUGAUGAUAGUACUGAUCACAGGAGGAGUAGGUCAGGGAGAUAGAUAACUGAUGAUAAUACUGAUCACGUCACAGGAGGAGUAGAUCAGGGAGAUAGAUAACUGAUGAUAGUACUGAUCACGUCACAGGAGGAGUAGAUCAGGGAGAUAGAUAACUGAUGAUAAUACUGAUCAUGUCACAGGAGGAGUAGGUCAGGGAGAUAGAUAACUGAUGUUAAUACUGAUCACGUCACAGGAGGAGUAGGUUAGGGAGAUAGAUAACUGAUGAUAGCACUGAUCACGUCACAGGAGGAGUAGAUCAGGGAGAUAGAUAACUGAUGAUAAUACUGAUCACGUCACAGGAGGAGUAGAUCAGGGAGAUAGAUAACUGAUGAUAAUACUGAUCACGUCACAGGAGGAGUAGGUCAGGGAGAUAGAUAACUGAUGGUAAUACUGAUCAUGUCACAGGAGGAGUAGGUCAGGGAGAUAGAUAACUGAUGAUAAUACUGAUCAUGUCACAGGAGGAGUAGGUCAGGGAGUAGAGAUAGAUAACUGAUGAUAAUACUGAUCAUGUCACAGGAGGAGUAGGUCAGGGAGAUAGAUAACUGAUGAUAAUACUGAUCACGUCACAGGAGGAGUAGGUCAGAGAGAUAGAUAACUGAUGAUAAUACUGAUCAUGUCACAGGAGGGGUAGGUCAGGGAGAUAGAUAACUGAUGAUAAUACUGAUCAUGUCACAGGAGGAGUAGGUCAGAGAGAUAGAUAACUGAUGGUAAUACUGAUCAUGUCACAGGAGGAGUAGGUCAGGGAGAUAGAUAACUGAUGAUAAUACUGAUCACGUCACAGGAGGAGUAGGUCAAGGAGAUAACUGAUGAUAAUACUGAUCAUGUCAUAGGAGGAGUAGGUCAAGGAGAUAGCGCUAUAGAUAACUGAUGAUAAUACUGAUCACGUCACAGGAGGAGUAGGCCAGGGAGAUAGCGCUAUAGAUAACUGAUGAUAAUACUGAUCACGUCACAGGAGGAGUAGGUCAGGGAGAUAGAUAACUGAUGAUAAUACUGAUCAUGUCACAGGAGGAGUAGGUCAGGGAGAUAGAUAACUGAUGAUAAUACUGAUCACGUCACAGGAGGAGUAGGUCAGGGAGAUAGAUAACUGAUGAUAAUACUGAUCACAGGAGGAGUAGGUCAGGGAGAUAGAUAACUGAUGAUAAUACUGAUCACAGGAGGAGUAGGUCAGGGAGAUAGAUAACUGAUGAUAAUACUGAUCAUGUCACAGGAGGAGUAGGUCAGGGAGAUAGAUAACUGAUGAUAAUACUGAUCACGUCACAGGAGGAGUAGGUCAGGGAGAUAGAUAACUGAUGAUAAUACUCAUCACGUCAUAGGAGGAGUAGGUUUUUACUGGAUAAUCCAGUAUUUGUAUACAUGAGAGACUGAAACGCAUAGGAUCUACGAUAUUUCAUCACAAAUAGGUUGUCUGUUUUAAUAGAUAUAAACAUGUUGAAAAUCGUACAAUAAUGAUGAAUUGGCAUAAAACAAACAUUAAUGUCUUAGUUAUCAUUAUGACAGGGAAAAAAGUAAUUCAAAUGCAUUUAUUCAACUUGAGAGUCAUUUCCCUGAAAACUUGACAUACACCGUAUAUCUUUCGUGUGAAUAUCGUAGAUCCCAUGACAUUAAUAAAUCUUUCAUUUGACUAAGAAAAACAAAAGAACUUUCAUUUGGUAUUUGCUUUCCAGCUAAAAUCAUUUUGAGGACAUUAUGAACUCAAACUAGAUGAUGUUUUUUGUCUAGAUAAAAUAGUUACUAACCAAAGGGUUUACCGCAGUAUUCAAGUAAUUCAGAAUUACAAAUGUAUGUACAUGUUUUGUAUUUUUUCUCAUUGUCUAUGUAUAUCUAUAGUGUUAAUGGUAUUUAUCAUGUCAUGAACUGCAAAAGUAUAUGCCUCAGCAUCAAUUGUAUGAGUAAUUUUAAUGUCAAUGACUGCCUAGUGGUCAAAACAUGUCGAUACAUUCAUUGAUAUAUGGAUACAGAUUAUUAUACCUCAAUAUCCAAAUCCUUGUCCUCCUCCAGGGCUGACGUCACUGCAGGUUUGGUUUAUGUUGUAGGGAGUUUCAGCUGUUUACCCCUCUUUGUGUUAGUGAUAACUUUUUUAUAUCUUGCCUACUUUCUGACUAAUGGAUCAUACAAUUUAUGUGACAUCUUGUAGACAUGUAACAUGUAAACCCAAAAAUAAAACUCACAACUGUUA